AUGCCUUGUCUGUGCAGCAUCGCACCGCUCCCAGGAUCACAUUGCAGCAUCGUGAUCAUUCUGUACCCCGGCGAUUUGUUGAAGGCAUCGGGGCAGAAGAUCAGGACAUCGAUCAGGCACGCCGACCCGCAGACAGUGAAGGAAUGGCACCGCGACGAGGCGAUCCGCGUGCUGAAGUUUUUCCGGGAGGCGGUUCUGGCCGAGCUGCGGCGCGAUGGUAGGAAAUGGGAGUGGGCGAAGCCGUCCGAAGAAGAGGUGCAGGAGAGGCUCGCCGACUGCGAUCGCCCCCUUCGAGAUAAAGUGGCCAACGCCGUCCGGGACGGGGACGCUGGCUUCGGUCUGCUAGCAAUGAGCGCGCUGCUUUGGGCUGUGAGGCGGAUGGAUCUCCUGACAGGCGGCCUUCGUCGCAGUGUCACCAGCAUGGACAAGGUCAACGUUUCGGGGUUGAAGAAGCUGCGGACUGAUAUGGUGGCCUGGAUGAAGAAGCUAGUAGCGCGCAAACGGGCGGGCCAGGUCGGAGUUGCUGCCGACGCCUGUGACGACGACGGCGAGGAGGUCCAUUCGGCAUUCCAAGCAGUCGGUGUCGCCCGCACCGUCGCUGAUGCGCAUGGGACCACGAUAGGAAAGCCGGGAGGCGGCGUCGACGAGGAUGAUGCGGAGGCUGGAAAGGGGGUAACUGGUACCGAGGAGAAGCACCAGGACGAGGAUCGUGAUGAGGAUCGUGAGGAGGAGGGGGGCUCGGAGGAGGAUCGUGAGGAGGGUCGUUUGGAGUCGGAGUCGGAGUCGGAAGGGGAGGAGGAGGAAGAGGAGCAGGAGAAGCAGGAGGAGGUGGAGCAUAAAGAGCAGGAGCAGGAGAAGCAGUUAGAGGGGGAGCAGGAGGAAGAGGUGGAGUUGGAGGUGGAGGAACAGGAGGAAGAACUGGAGGUGGAGUCUGUAGCUGCUGGAGCGGCAGAAACGGGUGAAAGGUCGGCAGACGUUGAGAACGAGGAAGGGGAGGGGAAGGGUGCGAUGUCAGCGGAUCUCGAAAAGGAGAAAGAGGAGGUCGGCGUGGAGGCGGCUCACGGGGGGAGUGGGAAUGUCGUGGUCGGCGAUCGGGAGGGAGGUGUAAACCUGGAGGCCGUAGAAGAAGGGGAUAACGCCGCGGCCACGAAGCAGACGGGCGUGGAAGUGACUCACGGGGGGGAGCGGUCUAGGAGGAAGAAGGCGGCGAGCGGUCACCCCGGUUCCACCGCAGCUGGUCGGCAGGCGCGGCUGGACAUCGUCGAGCAGCUGCGAGAGGAGAACAGGCGACUGCGGGCCGACAAUGCACGACUGGAACGGCGGCUCGGUGAACAGACGGGACGGGUCGACAGCUUGGCGUCGGCGUUAGCUGGAAUCCUCGACAAGCUCAAGGCUUUGACCGCUCAGGUAGCCGACACCGACCGGAACUUGGCGAAGCGCCUCGAGGACGCCACGUCGACCAUGGCGACGACCAUCACCGACGACCUCACCGACAACAUGGCCAGCGCGGUUGAAGCUGGCAAGUCCUUUGCCGAACUUGCGGCCAAGAUUCUGCGGGAUCUUGACGACCCCAACGGAAGAAUGGCGGUCGAACGCGCGACCGAGGCGAACGCAUUGGCCGAGCACGUGACGAAUGCGGUGGGUGAUGCGAGGAAGUUUUUGAAGGAGACAGUCAUUAAAUACAUCGACGCCGCGCAGACCAACAUUGCAGCCGCCGUCGCACCCCGCCUCGUCAUGCAGCAGCAGCCGCCGCCUAUCGCCCCAGCGCAGGCCUUGCCGGAAGAGUUACUGAAGUCCUUCAAGGAGGAUGUGCUGAAGGUGGUGACGGAGGCGACGCAGCAGUCGUUUCUCGCCUCCGGAUUGAGGAUAAUGACCGAGGUGGUCGGCACGGUGGCGCUUGAUCGGCGUGGGUCGUCGCCGUCGGCGAACGACGCCGGCCAACCGCAUCCAAAGGAGGCCCAGAAGCAUGGUCAGAAGAGAGGGGGCGGCGGAGGCGGGGGAGACGGAGAAGACGCCACGAGCGUGAAGCGUAGCAAGGGAGCUGGUGGGUCCCGCGUGGCCGGCGAAGGCAGCAAGGGAGCUGGUGGGUCCCGCGUGGCCGGCGAAGGCAGCAAGGGAGCUGGUGGGUCCCGCGUCCCCGGCGAAGGCAGCAAGGGAGCUGGGGACGCUGGAGCUGGAGACAGCUCGGCAAAGCAACCUACGACCGUGGUCGACAUCCUGAAGAGGCACUGGGCUACUGUGGGAUCGCCCAGCACGGGCCAUGGAGAAGGGAGUGCAGCUGGGGGUCCCGCCGACCAGAACACCGCCGUGCCAAGUGCUCCGACUUUGGUCGCCGAGAAGCCACGAGCUCAUGUGAGCGGAGGGAAGGGGUUGAGCGAUAAGGAAACCCCCGCCGCCAAAACGGCCCCAGUCGUUAACGGGCCGAAUGCCAAGAUAGCGGAGGCGACAGCGGUUCCUAAACAGCCUCCCGCGGGUGCACGUCAUCCGACCGGCGCGUCUGCCGACGUCCCGUCUGCCGACAAGGAUAGCCGCGCGGGGAAAGGGGCGGCCGCUGCGAACGCACUCAAGGACCAGCUCAGGCUCCUUGCGGGCCACAGGGCUGCUCAACAGCCUCCCCCCCCUGUCGACGUGCCAUCUGCCAGUGUGCCACGUGUAGCGCCGGCCGUCGCCGCCCGUACUCCUGCAGACCCUAAGUCCGCUUUGCUGCGCAAACAGUUGAGCACACGAGGGUCGACUGCGCCAACUCGGCAGGGUUUAGGGUCUAACGCGACGCCGACAUCGGGGAAUGUCGCAGCACCCACUCCCGUGGCGGCUGAUGUCGAGAAAGCGGCGGAGAAGGGUGUGCGUGCCGCGCUUGCCACAGGCAGCAGCCCAGUUGAGGAGGUCGCCCCCGACGCGGAUAUCGCCGCCAUACAGGCCCAACUGGAUGCAGCCAAACCUCGGACACUGGCCAUUUAG
This is a messenger RNA of Closterium sp. Naga37s-1, 2958 nucleotides long. NCBI's taxonomy places the organism in Eukaryota, Viridiplantae, Streptophyta, Zygnematophyceae, Desmidiales, Closteriaceae. The record is from the annotation of a GenBank genome assembly.